Molecule: messenger RNA, 1756 nt
Organism: Ilex paraguariensis (yerba mate)
Lineage: Eukaryota; Viridiplantae; Streptophyta; Magnoliopsida; Aquifoliales; Aquifoliaceae
Source: the annotation of a GenBank genome assembly
AAUCAUCUUCAUCUUCUUUUUGGAGCUCUGGAAUCAGAUAAAAUCAUAUAGACAGCGAUCGCCUGUACAGUAUUUACUCUGUGUGUGUGUGUCCGACAGAGAGAGAGAGAGAGAGUAUGAAGCUCAAAGUAUACGCUGAUCGACUGUCCCAACCAUCUCGAGCAGUUCUAAUCUUCUGCAAGAUUAAUGGAAUAGAUUUCGAGGAGUUCAAAGUAGACCUAUCCAAACGCCAGCAUCUAUCCCCUGAAUUUAAAGGUGUUUUUUCGAAUAACAUUUGCACUAAGAAUCUGUCCGAUUUAUCCGGUGAUAAGGUUUGAACCUGGCUUGGAUUUGGGAGUUUUUUUUUUCUUUUUGGGGUUUCAUGGGUUUUAGUUUGCUUGGGGGUCUAAUGGUUUGAUUUUGGAACCAUAUGGACAUUGGGAGAGAGGCUGAAUUGAGUUGAUGGGGGGAGGUUGGAUAGGAAUCUGCUAUAGAAUAAAACAUAUUAUUGAAUUUGGUAAUUGUAGUUGCUAUUAUAGGUUUUUUCUUUUCUUGCUUUUGUGAGCUACUGCUAGUUAUGGUCUACCUGCUGUGCUGCUUUUACGUGAAUUAUAGUAAUAUGGAUAUCAAUUCUUGUUGCUUUGAAUUGGCAUUUGUGCUUUGAAUUGUUCUGUCAAUAAUUUCUUUGCUUAAAACCUAACAUGUAAAUUUGAUGAAUAAAGAACGAAUGUGUCGUAUUUUUCCUUUACCUGUGGUUCCUUUCAGAAAUAAACCCCAUGGCACAAGUUCCGGCGAUUGUCGAUGGAAGAUUUAAGCUGUUUGAGAGUCAUGCAAUUCUUAUCUAUCUUGCCUGCGCAUUUCCUGGAGUUGCAGAUCAUUGGUAUCCUGCUGAUCUGUUCAGAAGAGCUAAGAUUAACUCAGUGUUGGAUUGGCAUCACUCCAAUCUACGCCGUGGUUCAGCUACUUUUGUUCUAAAUACUGUACUUGCACCUGCUCUGGGCCUUCAGAAGAAUCCUCAAGCUGCUGCUGAAGCUGAGAAAAUUCUCUAUGCAUCCUUUGCAAGGAUUGAAUCCUUUUGGCUCCAGGGGAAGGGGAGGUUUUUGCUGGGAGGCUUACAACCAUCCAUUGCAGAUCUCAGCCUAGUUUGUGAAAUUAUGCAACUUGAGGUUUUGGAUGAGAAGGAUCGCAACCGAAUAUUAGGCCCACACAAGAAAGUUAUGCAGUGGGUUGAGGAUACAAAGAAUGCAACAAAACCACAUUUUGAUGAAAUGCAUGCAGUCCUCUUCAGAGCCAAAGAAAGGUUUCAGAAGCAGCGAUUGAUGGAAGCAAACAGUGACGGUGAGACCAGCCAAAAAAGCUCAUUGCGUUCUAAGAUGUGAGCAUCUGAAUACAAAUAAAAAGAUCACCAGAUACUUGUUUGUCGGGUUUAUUGCGUCAAUAUAGCGACAGCAGAUGCAGACAAGGCUACCAAGUGCACUUUGUUAGACCCUUUUGUUGAAAACUUCGUAAUAAAACAUAGGGUUUGUUUCAUAAUGUAACAUAUGCAUGCAUUCGUGUGGUGUUGUAUUCUCGGACAUCUUUUGUUUAUGAACCACGUACUUUGUUUGCGAGAUAGGCAGUGUUCAGCUUGAAGAUGUCAUUCUGAACCGAGUGCAAUUAAGUCCACUCUUCCCAGUAGGGAGAUAUGCUGCACCUAAAAAUAGAAUUGUUCUACGCAGGGUCGAAACGGCCAGUUCAUUGACCAUUUAUUGAGCUAUUACACUUAUUUCAAGGUUCG